AUGCAGUCGUCCAGCAGUGUCGUGUGGGGGACGACUCCCUCCCAGGGUCAUAUUGGAGGAGGUACUGCAGUAGCUGCAGCUGGGCCUCUGCUACAACAGCCCUCCUCACUUUCCAAAGCCCCCGCUGUAUCCGGGAGCCAUGAUGCCAGUGGCCCCAUUGAUGGUAGCAGUGGGAUUCCAGGUGCCAACUUCAGUCCAAAUGCCAACCCUUCAGCCUGGCCGGCCCUAGUGCAGCAGGAUGGCCCCACUGCUGCCGGGGAAGGAGGUCUGACUUGCUUCCAUCAACAGGGUUCUGGAGGGUCCACCAACAACUCUGCCUCCUUGGGGCUGGGAGGCGGGGCGGUUGGGGUGCUCGGGGGUCACCCACCAAUAUCUGUGAAUCAGUCAAGCACCCAUCAGCACCAACUUCACCAAAUGCAAUCCAGAGACAGAGAAAUAGGAGGGGGGAAGUGGGAAGGUGAAUCAGCGGGACCAAAAAUUGCAGGGGGGGAAGGGAUCGGGGGAGGAAUGGACCAUGGUGUUGGAGGAGGUGGGAUGAGUGUGGGAGACCACAGCCUUGCCUCCUCAUGGAGAGGCCAACCUUCUUACCCUGCAGCUAACUCCAAAACGGGUGCCUCAAGGAAUGAUGGAUGGGAGGGUGGAGGAAGUGGAGGAUCAGGUGAUGCAGAAGGGGAUAAAGGGACCUUGGGUUGGGGAUAUCCUAGUUCCACAAGUGGGGUUAAUGCUUGGGGCAGUGCUGGAAGUGGGGGAAAUGGUGGUCAAACCUCCGGAGUAUCUCAGGGAGGGUGGGGGUUAUCAGGAAGUGGAGGAGAGAGAGGAGUUUUUGGAAGUGAUUGGGGUCGUAGCUCCCCUGGUAUUAGUGGUACUAAUCCAGGAAGUGAGGAAAUAGGAGCCUGCAGUAGUAAUAGCAGCAGUAGUGGAGGCAGCACAGCUGGUAUACUUCCUGUCGCUUCCUCCUCUUCAACAGCCACCACUUCAACCAGAGCCUGGGACAAUCAGAAAGAAGAGGGUGAGACAGUGGAGUGGGGGGAAGGAGAAGGACAAGGAACUCGAGGAGGAUCAUCAUCUAGUGGAGGAAAUUCCAGAAAUGGGAAUGCGCCUGGCUGCAAUCGUCCUCGUCGACCGGCACCUAAUGCUGAAGCUGCCUUACAGAGCCUGCUCAAUCGGUCUGAUCUGGACCCUCGGGUUCUAUCCAACACAGGCUGGGGCCAAACGCAGAUUCGACAAAACACAUCUUGGGAUGUUGAUGAAUAUUCUGCACAGAACAAAGGGGGAGCUUCAUUGAAAAACUCAUCCUCUCUUGGAAGUCAUAAUCAGUAUUCUAGUGGACCUAGAAACCUAAGCACUGACUCUGUUGGUCCGGGGGUCAGUCCCUCCCUGGUUACUUCGACUGGGUCUUCUGGAGAGGGGUGGGAGAGCAGCAGCAACAGUAGCAGUAGUGGAGCCUCGUCUGGGAGAGCCCUACCGCCCACAUGCUCCAACAUGAGGAAUCUAGGCGUCUCACAAUCUGGACCAGUGACCACAACCGUACCUGGUAUGGGGCCAGGGGUAAUACCUGCAGCUAGCCAGCAAGUAAAGCCCUGGGGUGGUGGAGGAGUUGGGAUUGGAGACAGCCAUGAUGCCAAGGGUUGGGGUAACGAGGAAUGGAGAAGCAGUAGUAGAGGAGAAAAGGGAGGAGGGUGGAGUGAUAUUGGCCAGCAAAAUCAAUCGGUCAGUGGAGGCUGGGGAGGAAGUCAGCAGGAGAAAGGGACAGGGGGGUGGAAAGAAAUAGGAAGGAAUGGAGAUGCAGGCGGUUGGGGAUCAGAACCGAAGGCUGCACCAAGUAAGGAUUGGGUGGAACAGGAGUCCAAAUCAAGUAGCGGUGGAGGGGGGUGGGGGGACGAGAGGAGGAAUGGAGGACACUCAGGUGGGGAUUCAGGUGUGGGUGGUUGGGGGAACUGGGAUGAGAGUGCUCCCCGUAGGACCUGGGGAGCCGGGGGCACAGGGGGAGGGGGCACCGGGGGAGGGGGGGUAGAUGCGGUUGGAGGAAUGGGGUCCAAAUCUCACCAGAGCUGGACUGGAGGAAACAAAAUGCACCAGAUGCCAAACAGCCAAUCGGGCUCUGUCUCAGGCCCACAGGCACAACUGCAACAGCAACAAUCACAGCCCCGUAAUCAGCUUCCACAGCAAGUGUUGGACCAAGGGGCUAUGCAAGGGUGUGGGGGAAGAAAACAGAUUUCCCAAGCCCAGACACAGAACCAAAGCUCAGGCUGGACCUCGGGACCCAUACCUGGUGUCUCUGGAGGAGGUGGAAGUGGAUCUGAACCAAGCGGGUGGGAGGAGCCCUCACCACAGUCCAUUAGUAGGAAAAAUGAGAUAGAUGAUGGAACAUCAGCAUGGGGAGACCCAACCCAUUACAAUUACAAGCCGGUCAACCUGUGGGAUAAGAACAGCAGUCCUGCUGGCCAGCAGCCACACGCACCGGUUCAGCUCCAGCAGCAGCAGCAGCAGCAGCAGCAGCAAGUUGCUCCUGUUCAGCAACAACCCAGCAGGCAGGCUGCAGGGCUUGGAAGCAACCGAGACUUUAACUCCGGCCCUGGAUCUACGAAAGCCUCCACCAUGGAUCCAUCGGGCUGGGGGAGCACUUCUGCAGCUAGCCCUACUGUUGAUAACGGUACAGCGGCUUGGGGAAAACCAACUGACACCCCAACGGGCUGGGGAGACCCUGAUGACGCUGGAGGGAAGACGACAUGCUGGGGAAACCCUUCUUCAAAUACGAUCAGAUCUGGUUCAAAGUCUAUGCAAGACGGCUGGGGGGACAAAGACAGUUCAGUGGCAGCCUCAAGGCACUCAAGCUGGGAAGAUGAAGAGGAAGGAGGUGGCAUGUGGAACAGCACCAGCUCCCAGGGAAGUGGAUCGUCUUGGGGACAGGGAAGCAACGGAGGCUGGGGACAAAGCCACUCUGGAAAGAAAACCAGCAACAAGGGUCCAAUGAAAUCUGGUGGAGGAGAUUCAUGGAUGAGUCCCAUCAACAGACAGUUUUCUAACAUGGGCUUACUAAAUGACGAUGCCAGUGGGCCAAACAUUGACCUUGCUCCAGGUUCUCUCCAGGAGAAAAAGAUGGAGGCAGAAAAAAGAGGCAUAGGAAUGAAUGAUUAUAAUGGAGACAUGAGAAAAAGAGGAGGAGGAGGGGGUAUGAUUUAUCGCCCCCCAGGGUCCAAAGAGCCAGCACCAGGAGAUUCUGGUCCUUACUAUGACAAGACUUUGCAUUUGAUCAAUCAAGAUGGGUGCCUUGGGGAGGAGGGUCCUAGCUCUCUGUACUCACCACCCUCUGUCUACAAGCCCCAUACCCUCUUCAACCACUCUAUCCCCUUUAGACAAGGUGGUCACAGUAUCUUUAGCAGUUCAGGAGGGAUGGCCCAGUCAAGACAUCAGCCAAGUAUCCCGCAGAUGAACCAGUCCCCAGGGAUACGAGCGCAAGUGCCUCAUCAGUUCCUGUCUCCCCAGGUGCCAGGCUCCGUGCUGAAGCAGAUGGCCCCCUCCAGCGGGAGCGUGGGGGGUGUUGGAGGCAUGGGGGGGGUUGGAGGGGUGGCAGGAGUCGGAGGAGUCGGAGGAGGUGUUUUUCCUCCACAGCUGUCUCCUCAACAUAUUGCCAUGCUCAGCAGCAUCUACCCACCUCACAUCCAGUUUCAACUGGCUUGUCAGCUCCUCCUCCAGCAGCAGCAGCAGACACCGCAGCAGCAGCAGAUGCUGCAAAACCAGAGGAAGUUCACUCCGAGCGUCCGGCAGCAGGCCGACCCUCAGCAGCUGGCGAGGAUCAUGGCGAUGAUCCAGCAGCAGCAGAGGCAGCCCCACCAGGUCGGAGGUUUAGGUGGCAGCUCCAAACUCUCCCCCUCCCACCAUGGUGGAGUGGGUCCCAAACUGCCUGGGGCUGAUCCCUUGCCCCACCCAGGCUUGGCUGGUUCAAUGGCUGAAAUCCACCAGAAAUCUCUAGGACCAUACUCUGGCUUUAGUUCUGGGGUGAACCUUCCAGGUUUUGACGUGGGUAGCUCCAUGAUGGGGGGGCCUGGAGCCAUAAAGGAUGUCGGGGGUCAGCAGUCUCGUUUUAAGUGGGUAAUGGAGGGAAACUGUUCUCCCGACACUUCCUCGCCUGAGAACGCAUACCACAAAAACGGUCCUAUUACCCCCAUAAAAAUGCCAGGGAGCUCACCUUACUCCCAGUACGACAUGAUGGUUGGAGACGGGCUGAGUGAGAACUGGCAUCGCACCCCCGGCAACAAGAUGGGCACCAAGCCCCCCAACACGCCAAGCUGGCCUCCUGAGUUCCAGCCGGGUGUCCCAUGGAAGGGAAUUGACCGCGUUGAUCCUGAGACCGACCCCUACAUGACCCCCGGGAGCAUGAUGCUGAGCGCAGUGUCCCCCGGUCUCAACGACUCAGAGCACCAGUUGCUGCAGGACAAUACUGAUUCCACCCCUCCCCUGAACACCUUGCUGCCUUCACAUAAUGCCUGGCCUUACAGUGCCUCAGACAGCCCCCUCAACCAUGCACACAACUCAGCAAAGUACACAGACUACAAGACCAGCUGGCCUCCAGAGCCCAUUGGACACAAGUCCUGGAAACCCAGCCCUGGCAGCAGCCAGGCCCAGCUUUCCCGCCCACCUCCAGGCCUCAUCAGCCAAAAGCGGCCAUCGCCGUCCCCUUGGUCAGGGGGAGCACCUCGAUUCGCUGGCCGCGGCUGGGGGAGUAGCUCGAGCACUUCUGGCUCAGCCUGGAGUGAUGGCAGCUCGCGGGAUAGCUGCUGGUUGGUGCUCAGCAACCUCACACCGCAGAUCGACGGCUCCACUCUGAGAACUAUCUGCAUGCAGCAUGGUCCCUUGCUGACCUUUCACCUCGGCCUGACACAGGGCACUGCUCUGAUUCGCUACGGCUCCAAACAGGAGGCAGCAAAGGCCCAGAGCGCUCUGCACAUGUGUGUUCUGGGGAACACGACCAUCUUGGCAGAGUUUAUGAGUGAGGAGGACGUGGCUCGCUAUAUUGCACAUUCCCAGGCCGGGGGAGCGGGGAGUGGAGGGACGGCAGCCGGCUCUGCGGGCGCGGGGCCCGCGGGGACCCCCGCCGUGGGCGCCGGCAGUAACGGAGGGAGCUGCGAGAGGGGAGGAGGCGGAGGCAGCGGCGUGGGCGUGGUCGAGGGGGCCCCCGCAGCCGGAGGAGCGGGAGGCGGCGGGGCCGCGUCCUCCAGCUCAGGGUGGCAGAGUCUGGACAGCACAGGCAGCUCAUCGGACCAGGCCGCCGCCCAAGGGCCCGGGCUGGGCAUCUUCGCCCAGUGGAGCAGCAACGGAUCGGCGGUGGGCGGGGCCGGAGGGGUGGAGGCCGGACGGCAGGGCCUGUGGGGGGGGGAUGGGCGGCAUGGGCGGGAUGAGCGGAGCUGGGUAUCCCAGCAGCAGCCUCUGGGGCUCUCCAGCACUUGA
Molecule: messenger RNA, 5448 nt
Organism: Menidia menidia (Atlantic silverside)
Lineage: Eukaryota; Metazoa; Chordata; Actinopteri; Atheriniformes; Atherinopsidae
Source: the annotation of a GenBank genome assembly